ACAAAUUUCUAUCUUAAUGUUACAGCAUAGUAUUUCUCUACAUAUUGCACACUUCUGGUUAAUGGUUUUCUGAUACCAAUCAUUAUUCACAAUUUACCAAAUGGGAUGUUCAUCUUCAAAUCCCUCAGCUUACCUUCACAAUCAGUUCCUUCUGAAAAUAUUCCUUUUUAGUUUAAUGUUAUUAACUGCUAACACCAAUAAUAUAGAUUUCCAUCAAUUAGUUUUCACAACCUGUACUGCAAAUCAAACAUUCCAAAAUGAUCUUGAAAUUUCUACCUCAUUAUCAAAGUUAUCUAUUGUUUCAUCUCUUUUUCAAGAAUUUCUUGAUAAAUCCUCAGAAUCCAAGUUUUUUGAGACUUAUGCAGGGGAUGAUAGAAUAGCCAUUUUGGGAUUAUUUCAGUGCAGAAAUGACCUUAACCAUGAUCAAUGUCAUACUUGUACUAAUAAACUUGUUGAUAUUUCAAGUAAUUUUUGUGGAGAAAGAAUCCCUGCUAGGGUUCAACUUUCUGGUUGCUAUUUGGAUUACAAGGCAGAGGAAGAGAGGGAGGUUUCUAAGCUUCUGAUGCUUCAUAAGGUAUGCAGCAGGAAAAAGGCGAAAUCGAUUAGAUACGAGGAGGAGAUGGGCUAUGCUUUUGCUGAAGUUGAGAGCUGUGGAAUGAGUGGAAAUGGAUUUUGUGACUUAAGUUAUGGGAAGGCUCAUGUCAUGGCACAAUGUGUUGGGAAUUUAAGAGGUUGUGAUUGUGGUGAAUGUAUGAACAAAGCAGUGCAGAUUGCUCAUGACGAAUGUGCAUAUUCGAUAGCUGCAGAAGUGUAUUUGGAUGGAUGUUAUUUGAGCUAUAGUUAUGGUAAACAUAAGAUAUCUAGCUACCAAGAUGAAGGGAAAGGAUCUGGGAAAGGUACACAGAAAUUGGUAGCAAUUGUAGCUGGAGGAAUAGUGGCUACCAUUUUGUUAGGUAUAGUUUAUUACUUCAUGAAGUCUUGGGGCAAGAAGGAUGAUGAUUGGUGAAAGAUGGAGAGUAGGUUUGGACUUCUAACUGAUCCACCAAAAUGGAAGGAAGUGAAGUCAAAGGGGAAACCCACAGGAUACGAGACUGAUUAAGUGGGUUUAAAUUUACUCAGUAAAUAAAUGUGCUACUUCUCCCUCAUUCCUUAUCUUUUAAAUAAUAUUCGUUAUUUAAUUUCUUCUUUCUUUUAGAUGUGAAAUGACUUAACUAAUUUGAUAUAAUAAAUGAAUAU
This is a messenger RNA of Nicotiana attenuata, 1236 nucleotides long. RefSeq names its product cysteine-rich repeat secretory protein 39-like. The transcript is spliced from 4 exons. Bases 101 to 1006 code for a protein of 301 amino acids. Gene Ontology annotation, biological process: plasmodesmata-mediated intercellular transport; transport of virus in multicellular host. The record is from RefSeq and is a predicted model, not a curated record. NCBI's taxonomy places the organism in Eukaryota, Viridiplantae, Streptophyta, Magnoliopsida, Solanales, Solanaceae. Gene Ontology annotation, cellular component: plasmodesma.